This is a messenger RNA of Syngnathus acus (greater pipefish), 2098 nucleotides long. Its product is annotated as pleckstrin homology-like domain family B member 3. Bases 254 to 2020 code for a protein of 588 amino acids. The transcript is spliced from 15 exons. The record is from RefSeq and is a predicted model, not a curated record. NCBI's taxonomy places the organism in Eukaryota, Metazoa, Chordata, Actinopteri, Syngnathiformes, Syngnathidae.
CUGCAGUGCAGUGCAGUGCAGUGCAGUGCCGUGCCGAAAGCUCACCUGUUGACUGCAAAACGAUCAAGCGAGCGAACCGUAAGCCGACGUGCCUCCUCUUGUCUUGUUUGAAUCAAACCGCGGCAGGCGGCAGGCGAAAAAACGCGUCCGUUGUCGAGCGCGUGAAAGUGAAAGCAAAGUGUUGCUUGUUUGCAGGUUGGAGGGAGCAACGAUGAACUUGUCCACAUCGGAGUGAAACAUACCUUUAACCGCAAUGCCUCAAAGCAACACGGAGAGUCCCCGAAGUCAGCGGUGCGAUGGGCCGCGUCCUCUGUGGAUCACACGUGUGGCCGGUAGCCCCGCCUCCUCGGGGGCGGAGUCAGACACUGAGAGCAGCAGCACAGAGAGCGAGAAGCCUUGCGUUAAAAGGAUCGAGGUGGGCUCGCCCAGGGUGGUGUCGUCGCCCUCUAAGCUCCAUCAGCGAAUCGCAGAACUUGACCAACAGAAGGAAGAGCUCAAGAUCGAGCUGCAGCUGGAGAUCGCCCUGCUGCGAGGCGAGCUGCGGACGGAGAAGACGCAGCUGCUCGGCCACACGCGCAAGCUGCAGGAGCUGCGGGAGCUGCGGGAGCCAGCUCGGACGAGGCCCGCCACCGCCCAAAGCCGGCAAACGCAGGAGCGCCAGUGUCUGGAGGAGGAGAGGCUGCGGGUUCAGGAGCUGAGGAGGAAGUGCGAGGGGACGCUGGAGUUGAUCCCGAGUCAGCCGGAGAGUCAGAGGGAGCGACUCGCGCUUCAGCUGCAGCACGACAAAGAGGCGAUGGAGGCGGCCGUGCGGGCCUUCGAGGACUGGGAGUUUCGUGUUCUGGAGCAGGAAAGCGGCGUGGACGGGGGCCAGGAAGACGAGGGCAGCGAUGAAGAUGGAAGAGCCGCCUUGGAGAAGGACAUCUCCUGCCAGCUGCUCGCCGUCAGCGCAGCACAGGAGCGAGUGCAGCUGCUGGAGACGCAGCUGAGGGACAUGGAGGGCGAGAAGGAGCGAGAGCUGGAAGCCUUAACCAAGCAGAAGCGAGACCUCAUGCACUCCAAUCACAUGGUCGCCCAAGAGAAGAAAUCCCUCGCCAAUUGCUCGGACGUCACCGGCUCCGCCCCCUGCGUGAUGUCGCUGUCACCUUUAAGCGUUCACAAGCCUUCUCAGGAGCCGUGCAAGGAUGCCGCCGGCACUCUUCCCCGUCGCCGGAGUUUGCACCGCAGCAGCGGCAGACUAAAGGAUCGGCCUCUUUCGGCCCAGGGCCUGGUGAGGACGCUCCCGGGCAGCGGGCGUCCUCCGGAAGGGUACGCCUCCCCCCUGGCCUCUCCGCCCCACAACGGGCACCCGGUGGCGCAGCGAGCCGACAGCGGCUGCGAGCCUUGCGACGGCACGGCAAGCUCUCGUGCCGCCAGUCCGUGUCUGACGGAUCUGGUGGAGAUGGAGCGCAAGUUGCGGGAAGCCAAAGCACAACGGGAGAGGCUGCUUAAAGAGAGAGAGGAGCGAAGACAGCGGGAGCUCAACUCGCCCAGACCCCAACCAGCAGAAGCAGAACCACAGGAGAACCAAAUCCGAUCUCAGCUGAACUCUCCCGAGCGGCUGCCUCUGUCCCUGUCCCCGGACUUUGACCUGCGCGCCCACGUGGAGUCUUUGGGUCACGGGGUGUCGGCCUGCAACGACCUGCGCCUGACGUCUCGCCGCUGCGCCGGCUUCCUCACCAAGCGAGGCGGCCGCGUCAAGACCUGGAAGAAGAGGUGGUUCCUCUUUGACGUCGACCACCGGAGGCUGGCCUACUACACGGAUUGUGACGAGAGGAAGCUGAAGGGCGUCAUCUACUUCCAGGCCGUGGAGGAGGUUUACUACGACCACCUGCGCACGGCCGCCUCGUCGCCUCGGCCCAGCCUGACGUUCUGCGUCAAGACGUACGACCGCCUCUUCUUCCUGGUGGCAUCCGAUGCGGUCGCCAUGAGGAUCUGGAUGGACGUCAUCGUCACGGCCACCGACGAGCACAGCCGCUAUUGAGCGCAAAGAGGAGGAAGGAAGGAAGGAAGGAAGGAAGGAAGGAAGGAAGGAAGGAAGACUGUUAGCAGGUGCUUUGCC